Messenger RNA from Porites lobata, 1755 nucleotides. The record is from the annotation of a GenBank genome assembly. Lineage: Eukaryota; Metazoa; Cnidaria; Anthozoa; Scleractinia; Poritidae.
UUCCAAUGUGUUAAAUGUGGUAAGAGUUUCAAGUGUUCAACCAAAUUGACGAGGCAUGUCGGAACCGUUCACUCCAAUAAAAGGCCUUUCAAGUGUGACGAAUGUGGUAAGGGAUUCAAAACUAUGGAGGACAUGAAGUCUCAUGGCCUUGUGCACAAGAAAGAGAGGCCGUGGAAAUGCACUGACUGUGGAAAGUCAUUCAAGAAAGCUGAAAUUCUGAAGACCCACGAGAAAACACACACAGUGCGAGAGAGACUUUAUAAAUGUAACCAGUGCGAGAAAAGUUAUACGACAGCAUCCAGCCUGAAGUAUCACAUGGUAACACACAACGAGGAAAAAUCAUUCACUUGCAGAUUUUGUGGCAAAACUUUUCACUUCCUUCGUAAUUUGAAAUUACAUGAGAGAACACACUCGGGGCGGGAAACACCUUUUAAAUGCCUAUUAUGCGCAAAAUCGUUCAAGACCUCAGAAGAACUGAAGAAACACAAGCUUUCUCACUCCGGCGAAAGUAAUCUUAAAUGUAAUAUUUGUGAAAAGACUUUCAAUUUUCCCGCGGAAAAAGUGGCGCAUCUCAGAAAAGAACACAAUGAUGAUAGGCCUUGGAAGUGUCACGUGUGUGACGCAUCCUUUAAAACCUCUGGUCACCUCAAGGAACAUGGUAAUGUACACAGAACUGACAGACCUUUUAAAUGUGACCAGUGCGACAAGUGCUACAAGGGAAUUUACGAGUUAAAAGUUCACAAGAUGGUUCACACUGGUGAGAAGCCGUACAAGUGCAGUCAGUGCGACAUGGCUUUUGCGACAUCUUCUCAACUUUGUGCGCACAGACGGUGGCGCCAUGCUGAUGAGAAACCCUACAAAUGUCCAUUUUGUGAGAAAAGUUUCAAGACAACAAGUGCUGUCGCUAAGCACGCAGCUGUUCACAAAAAAGACAGACCCUUCCAAUGCAGUAUCUGUGAAAAGUUCUACAAGUCAUUAGACGUUCUUAGAUUUCAUCGGCAACGGGUGCACAGUGACGAGAAACCUUUUGAGUGCCAACUGUGCGAAAAGUCUUUCAAGACAGCACAAGAGUUAAAGAUGCAUGGAAGGGCGCAUAGCGAUCACAGACCUUUCAAGUGCUGUUUGUGCGAGACUUCGUUUAAGGAUAAUAACAAACUCCAGCGUCAUCUCAGCACGGUACAUACCGAUGAAAGGCCAUUCCAAUGUACACAGUGUGAACGAGCGUUCAAGGCUGCAGGAGAAUUGAAGAGGCACAUCCUGACUGUACACAAUAUGGAAAAACCCUUUAAAUGUUCAGAAUGUGAUGCAGCUUUUUCUUCAGAAGGUAAUCUUCGUCAACAUUCCAUGGUGCAUUCAGAUCACAGACCUUUCAAGUGUUCUUUGUGCGAGAAGGCCUUUAAAUCAUCGCGUUACUUACGAUUACACGGCAGAGUUCACACUAGCGUCAGGUCUUUCAAAUGUUCUCAUUGUGAUAAGACGUUCAAGGCUAAAAACGAUCUGGCAAGACACAAUACAGAAACGCACAGCGGUGAAAGACCCUUUAAGUGCAGCCACUGUGAAAUGACUUUUGUUAGGUUAAUACGUCUUGAAAAUCACGAGAGGACACAUAAGAAUCUACGGUAUAAAUGUUCACAGUGCAAGCAAUCAUUCAGCAAUCCCACAGACUUGAAAGGACACAGCCGAAUCCAUGCGGGGGAGAAACCAUUUGAGUGUUGGCUUUGUGGGAAAGUCCUGAUCUCACACACGCUAUUGCGC